Hippocampus zosterae (dwarf seahorse) is the source of this 1614-nucleotide messenger RNA. RefSeq names its product olfactory receptor 4X2-like. Gene Ontology annotation, biological process: G protein-coupled receptor signaling pathway. Gene Ontology annotation, molecular function: G protein-coupled receptor activity; olfactory receptor activity. NCBI's taxonomy places the organism in Eukaryota, Metazoa, Chordata, Actinopteri, Syngnathiformes, Syngnathidae. Gene Ontology annotation, cellular component: membrane. The record is from RefSeq and is a predicted model, not a curated record.
UCAAAUUCACAAAAGGGCACACACACAAAGCAUCUGUAUCCCGGACUUCAUGGUGCAACUUGAUCAUACAAGUGUGAAUAAACACUUGCGAUGUUAACUGGUGACGAUGGAAAAACCUGAGAAACAACUGGGGUCAAAUCAUGUCCAACGAAUGUUUGACCCUGCUGCAUGUGACGGACAGGUAAAGUCAACAAACAGCCCUAAGGCGAAAAACACGGAGGCGAAACGGACUUUGGGGAGUUUGUUGACAUGACAGCGACUCUUAAUGAGAUCUGUGGAGGCUCAGCAGCUAUCAUAAAAGGCUUGACACUCCGGCAACUGUUGACCGCCAGUGUGCAUGGUGCACAUGAGUGGAGCGCGAUGAACGGAACUCACGUCCUCAUAAGUCUUGGCGGCUAUGUCGAUGUGGAUAAGUACCGAUAUGUUUACUUUGUUGUCUUUUUGACGCUCUACGUUCUCAUCCUCUACUCGAAUGGGACAAUUAUUUAUCUCAUCUUGAGUCACAGGAACCUUCACGAGCCCAUGUAUAUUUUCAUCGCGGCUUUGUCUCUCAACUCGCUCUUGUUCAGCACGGCUAUUUAUCCCAAACUCAUUGCGGACGUCUUGUCUCACCGGCAGAGCAUUUCGCACUCCGCUUGUAUGUUGCAGUUGUUCCUUUUCUACGCUUUAGGUGCUUCAGACUUCUUUCUGUUGUCAGUCAUGGCUUACGACAGGUACGUGUCCAUCUGCAAGCCUCUGCACUAUGCAACCACCAUGCGUCCAACCAAUGUCACCAUCUUCUUGGCUUUGGCCUGGUUUCUGCCCGGCUGCCAGGUUGCUGUGGGAAGUUACAUUAAUGGAAAGCAAAAAUUGUGCAGGUUUGUUUCGGGGGGCAUUUUCUGCAACAAUACUGUGAAUAAGCUUCACUGUGUGAGAUCAGAAACGACGGUCAUUUACGGUGUGUUUGUCUUCAUCAGCAUUGUGGUUCUCCCUGUCUUGUUCAUCCUCUUCACAUACGUUAAAAUAUUUCUCGUCGCAUGUUGCCGUUGCGGCGGAGCCUGGGAAAAGGCGGUCGAGACCUGUUUGCCUCACCUGAUGGUUUUAGUCUGCUUCUCUUGCUUGGCCGCGUUCGACGUCAUUGUGGAACAAACGGGGUCAGAGCUUCCGAAGACGGUUCGCCUGAUCAUGAUGUUGCAAAUCGUGGUGUACCAUCCUCUCUUCAAUCCAAUUAUAUAUGGCGUGAAGAUGAAAGAAAUCUGGAAACACAUCAAGAAGGUGUUCCGUCACCACAUCAAAUAAAUGGAUUUAGAUGUUCAACCUGUCACAAAAUAAAUCAAUAAAUGAAGCCGGGAUUUAAUUUGUCUAUUGCAUUUGGCAUUUAACCGGUCACACGUAUUUCAUAAUGUAAAAGGUAAUUCACAUUAUUGUUGUUUGAUGGUCGUAUUGAUAUGUGUUAUGUGUGCACAAUUGAUUGUAAUGUGUUCCAUUCAUGAUUAAAAAAAAAAUCCCAUUCAGGAAGUCUAGUUACUGUUUUAUUAUCUUGACCUUUUUAUUUUCCUUCACAGGAUGAAAACAAAUAUAUAUAUAUAUAUCGUUAUCUAUCCAGCUAUCCGUUGCUCCAAGAAUGUUACAGCC